Molecule: messenger RNA, 9139 nt
Organism: Varanus komodoensis (Komodo dragon)
Lineage: Eukaryota; Metazoa; Chordata; Lepidosauria; Squamata; Varanidae
Gene: RAB7A
Product: RAB7A, member RAS oncogene family
Exons: 6
Coding region: 189-812 (207 amino acids)
Biological process (GO): endosome to lysosome transport; phagosome-lysosome fusion
Cellular component (GO): late endosome; lysosome; phagocytic vesicle
Molecular function (GO): GTPase activity; GTP binding
Source: RefSeq, a predicted model, not a curated record
AGUCUCUAGCAGCACAAGUGACUCAAACUCUUCCUCAAUUGUAGCAUUCAUCCUUGCUGUAUAUGAGCUUUGACUGCUGUUUGAAAUUAAUAAUGAGCAGCCAGUGAAUUCAUCUGUUACUGUAUCCUUUGCCAGUAAGUUGUGCUUCCAGUAAGUGCACUUGAACGGUCAAUCAGAAAUCUUGAACAAUGACUUCUAGAAAGAAAGUAUUGCUCAAAGUCAUCAUCCUUGGAGACUCAGGGGUGGGAAAGACAUCUCUUAUGAAUCAGUAUGUGAACAAGAAAUUCAGUAACCAGUACAAAGCUACAAUAGGAGCAGACUUUCUGACGAAGGAGGUGAUGGUGGAUGAUAGGCUAGUCACAAUGCAGAUAUGGGAUACAGCAGGGCAGGAACGGUUUCAGUCGCUGGGAGUAGCCUUCUACAGAGGAGCGGACUGCUGUGUGCUGGUGUUUGAUGUAACAGCUCCCAACACAUUUAAAACUCUGGACAGCUGGCGAGAUGAGUUCCUCAUUCAAGCCAGUCCACGGGAUCCUGAAAACUUUCCUUUUGUUGUGCUGGGAAACAAGAUUGACCUAGAAAACAGACAAGUUACUACAAAACGAGCACAGGCCUGGUGCUACAGCAAAAACAAUAUCCCUUACUUUGAAACCAGUGCCAAGGAGGCCAUUAAUGUGGAACAAGCUUUCCAGACAAUUGCACGAAAUGCACUUAAACAGGAAACUGAAGUGGAGCUUUACAAUGAAUUCCCUGAACCUAUCAAACUAGACAAGAAUGAUCGAGCAAAGGCUUCUGCGGAGAGCUGCAGCUGCUGAGGUGGGGCUGGAGGGGUUAGCACAGACCUUCACAAAUGAUAUCACACUUAGGCCUUCAAACAUACACGGCCCCUCUCCUGUGUAAAAAGAAAUACGAUCCCAUUUUCAGCGGCCAAAACCACCCAUGAACAACUUGUAAGCCCAUUCUUUCCUCUCCACGACUUCAUCAAUGUCCUUACAUCCCAUUAUUUCAUGGUAGCAGACCUUUCUCCUCUAGUUUAAAAAAAAAAAAAAACCUCUUAUAUGUUUGGAACUUAAGCUACUUCCAGGUGUCCAUUGGAAAGAAACUGUACAGAUAAUCUGUAACAAUUUUACCUUUGUCUUGUGUUUUCCCCUGUGAAGGCGGCAACUGGAAAGGCUAAUUAUUCAUAGCUCAUUGCAAGCUCAGCACCCAGUCCAACUAGGUUGAGUUUUGUAUGUAUCUGUUAAUGCUUGUUACUUUUAACUAAUCAGAUCUUUUUACAGUAUCCACGUAUUAUGUAAUGGCUUCUUUAGGAAAAAUCUUAUAGUACAUGUUAAUAUAUGCAACCAAUUAAAAUGUAUAAAUUAGUGUAAAAUUCUUGAAUUACAUGUUUAAGUACUGAAACACAGGUUGUUUAGGAAGCGAACAGGACACUUGUGGAAUGCAGUAUGCUAGCAACACAAGUCCAGAUAGAGGCAGUAUUCUGUACAGUAGAAGCAAGAAUUAUGUAAACAUUUGUAUUGAUUUUAAGAGCCAAAAAGCUUCAUCUCCUAGAAAAAUAUUGUUUGGCUUCUUUGUAGCGAAAAAUUUUCAAAGGAUGAUUUGCAUAACCUUGCACACUGGAUUAUUGGACUACAAAAAUUAAAUACUGCUUUCAGAAUGAUCACUUUGUUUGCCUUUUACCCCUUUUCAUGAUUAACUCUGAAAAUGUAAAGCGGAAUCUUAACAUGAGAUGUCUGGCUCCUGUAGAAGAAGCUCCAUCUGGGUUGUGAUUUGGUCAUCUUGAUGGCUAAACACCCCUUUCCCUCUUUCUGUCACUAGUCUGGAUUUCCUGCAGUGGAAACCUGACAAUUUUGUUCUGCUCUUCUUGCAUUUGUAGCUUUCUUAAAUGGAGCACUUCUACUGUUUUCCCCCCAGAGGUCUACAUUCUAGUACGUAGGCAGAACUCUUCUGUAAAGAAACAUGCCAAUAAACUUAACAAGAACAAACUAUCUUGCUCCCCAUUUGUAUUCUUUUACUUCCUUACUGAAGCUGGAGCUCCUGCACUAAUUUAAACAUUUUAUCCAGCACCCUCUUGGUAUGACCCCGGCCAGCCAAGGAAGAGGUGGAAUCCAGCAGAAGUGUUAAAAAGCAGGCUUAUCCAUGAAAGCCUCUUGAGAAAGCUGUUGAGCUUAGAUAACCUUACUUCUAUAAGGAAAACAUGCUAGUAAACCUAAAAAUGCUUAGAAAAAAUAUUUUUUCAGACACUGUUUUGGCAGCGAUACAUUUGUUGUGGCUUCUGUAGCUAGUCACCUUGAAUAGCUCCAAUUGCCUUCUAGAAAAUGAUUUCAGAGUAAUAGGAUGCACAUAACUCAGGCAAGCACUCAUACCUAGUCCCAUACCAGAAGAAUCUGGUACUUUGGUAAAACUGUAGAAUGGGGCACUAAAAAUAGAAAUUGGUCUGACCUGGCUGUAGGUUAUAGGGCUGUUCCAUAGCUGGUGGGAACAACUAGCCCAGAUACUAGCUUGUAUAAAUAGUCUUGAAGGCAAUAUAACUGCUUGCAUCUAGGGCACAGUUCUAUGCCUGUUUGGAUAGGAAAAGGUCAAGUUUAUCGUGUUGCCAGUCAGUGAAACAAUGUAUAUUCAUAGUUAGUAUUCUGUCUGGAAAGCAGAGACUCUUACAGAAAGGGAGCGGUAGACCCGCCUUACCACUCACUCAGUUGACUAAUUUUCCUUUUCCUUUCCCUGCUGGCCAUUCAGCACUAGUGUUUCCUCCUCCUGCCAGAAACAAUAAAUUAGAUGGCCUAGACCAGCAUAGGUUGUGGAAGGCCAUCUUUGCAUAAGUUUCCGAGCAAAGCUCACUGUCAGGUGAUGUUUCUGUUCUGGCAAGAUUGCAUUGUAUUUUGGUCCUGCUGGUCAUCUUUUGCAAGGAAUCCGAAGCAGCUUAUAAUAGCAGUGUUACCCUGAAACUGGAUUGCUCAGCAUGGUUCUGCCUGUGCAGUUAGACCUAUGGUGGGUGCUCAGUGCCUGAGAACUCUAUCAUACACCCACCGAGGCAGUGAUGGAGGGGUCACAGUGGCUGCAACACAGUUUUGCCCCAUGAAGCAUCUUUGUCUCUUUCUGGCCUACUGUUUGUGUUCUUUCCAGAAGUGAGAGGGAAAGAAUUCUUGGUGGUGUCACUGUUUUUAGUAUCCCCAAAAUAAACCCCUUCCAGAUGGGACUAAAUUCUUACUGGAACAACACUGAUUAUUCAAAAAUGCAUUCAAUGCAAGACUUCUAGUGAAGAGAAAGCUGACAAAUAUAAGCUACCAAAGAUGCAGUAAAAAUGUAAUUAGUGGGAGGUGAGUUUUGCUUUAAGACUAUUAACAACGGCACACCCAGUGAAUGAAUUUGGUUUCCAUGAUAGUGCCAUAAGUUUGCUCAAUUCAGUGGUAUAAAACUAUUGACAAGCAGUUUUUAUCUUAAGAGAAAUUGCCCUGAGAGUCCUCUUGGCUGUACAGUGCUGUAACAGUGCCAUUCUGGCAUAAAGAUGCUGCUAAUGCAAGUCCUUUGCCUGGAAGAGUAGUUUUCUUUGGAAUAGCACCCAUUUUCAGGCCAUGUUUCUGAACAUGGUGAGUGGCCUUCCCAGUGUGUUCAUUCUGUCCGCUUUGUGCAUUUUGCCAAAACAGCAUAUUGGGAGGACUUCUUUGGAAAAUGUGAUGUUUGCUUUUGGGUGACUUUAAUUGUCAUCAUUUUCAUGGAGCAGCUGAUAAUGAAGGAUUUUAUUAAGUGGUUCCAGCAAUGAGAGGACCUAUUCUCAUUCUCAUGCUUUCAAAGCAAAGUGACCAUUCCAUACCUUCUCCUUCCCUGUUGCCUCAUCACUUUGGUAUUCUUGAUCACUAGUCAAACUCCUGGGCAGGAAAGUUAGCUGCCUUAGUGAAAGUUUGUCAAAAGUAUUAAAUCCUAGUGAUUCUCCCACAGGGCCAUUGGUAUUAUAUGAAAGUGUACUUUGUAAUUAUUAGAUACUAUUCCAUUCAUUAGAAGUUCAUCUAAGUGUCAUAGGCAGCAGUGCAAAAUAUAUCUAAUAUAAGUGAAGUUUUCUUCUCCUAGAGUGAAUUCUACCACUGUUCAUGAUGGACUGCUAGUAAUGAUGCAUAUUUGAUGUUCCUUGCAAACCUUUAAGAAGGCAAGGGCAAUAGCUCCCCAAAUAGUUGCUAAAGGCAAAAGACUCUGGCCUGUUUCACAGCCAAUACUGCUAGCCUCAGUGUGUUCAGAAUAGUACUUAUAAAAAUCUAUGUACUAAAUGCUUGUAUCAGCAGGGCUUGGAAGUUAUGAGCUUGCAAGCUGUUGUAAAUAGCCUGGAAGAGACAUUUUUAUACAGCUGAACUUUCGGCCUGUAGGGUGGAAGCUUCCUCAGUUGCCUUUCGCUCUUUCUGGAUAGAUGGCUGGUACCUAUCUUAUGUUUGACACUGCUUUUUGAUAAUACAGCUGUGGAGCUAGGUGCUAUAUUACAGAAAUUGUGGUAGCUGCCCCAAUAACAAGAACUUGUGGGUAUAUGUUUUUUCCAGGGAUGUGAUGCUGUCAUAACUGAGCUUGCAAAAUAUAAUAUCUCAGGAAUCUGGAAUACCAGCCUACUGCUUUGGCGUAAGUCUGCAGACCUUUGAAACACUUACCUGUUUGGUUGGUUGCCUUGAACAUAGCAACCUGCUGGCCAAUACCCAGGAUGGCUUCCACAAGUGAUAGUCUGCUCCUGGACAGUUAAUUUGAUGGAAAACUGGUUCAUGAAGUUUUUCUGGGAGAAAAAUAUCUGUUAUCUGUAUUGUGAAAAUACUUAAAACCCACCUUGAAAAUAUGAAAUUGUCAGACCAUUAAAAGCUAUGGUUUAAAGGACAACGCACACAUCUUCAUACAUUUAUACUUAUUCCAUAUUCUUGAGCUGCAGGAACGUGCCCUUCAGGAUAGUUGUUGGAACACUACCAAUAUAAUGUUCUACUGUGUGAAGGCAUAGGCAUUAGAUGAGUAAAAACUAACCAUGGGCAAUACUGAAUAGCCACUUUUCUUAACUAAGCCUGCCAGUAUUCAUCUUGGUUGAAGGUGUUACUCUCAUCCUACUAAAUGAGGCAGAAAUCACAAGAACAAAGAUUGAACUUGUGGGAAUGGAGCUUAAUAACACUUAUUUCUACCAAAUGCAAGGCAGUAUGCACAAAAGUAUUAAAAGUUUUGUAGGAACUUCUUCCAAGUUAGGGAAAAAUCUAUGGUGUUGAUCUCCUCCAAAUGCCAUCAUGAGCAUUUGGCAUGUAAUUCCACAGUGCCAUCUGCCAGAGGAAAAUAGCUUCUUAUCAGGGGCUCAGAUUGUGCUUUGGAGCAGACUACAUAACUAUUUUGUGGAAGUAGUUGGACCACCAUUGCCAUAUCUUGCAUUAAACUGUGAUCCCUACUUAACACCCCACUGUGGUAUGCUGUGUUUGCGUUCCAGUGCAGCUUGGAAGUUAUUUUGUAACCUUUGCUUUUCAUUCCAGUUCUUGUAAAAGAGAUUUAGUUCUGUCAUUGCCACCCUCUCCCAGUAGGACAAGGAAGCUACUUGGGAGCUUCCACAGACUACAGCAACCCCUGAAUGAUGCUAACAGUUGCAUUAAGAAACUCUUCAAUCCACAGUUUUUAAGCCAUUACACAUUUUGCUGAUGACUUCAGGAUAACAGCCGUUAUUCCUAGGCAGCAAAUUGUACCCAUCAAGCUCCAACAAAAUAACUUGCUUACUGCAGAUUUUCUUUUUCAGUCUCAGUGCCCUUGAAUUUCAUUCAGUAUUAAGUUUGGAAAAUUCUGCAGUUCGCUCCUAGCUUCAGUGCAUAUCUUCUGGUUUGGGGGAUCUGUAGAAAUUGCAGCCUACUUUGGCACCCAGCAACUCUCGUUCGUGAUGUUACAUAGCUUAAGUGUAUACUUUGAAGUACAGGGCAAGAGUUCUGGGCAGGCCAGAACAACAGUUCUUUGAACAUAAACCACUAGUCAAGCUCAAAGUCAAAUUCCCAGCUCAACUCUCCUUUGCAGCCUUUUGAAUAGGGAGGCAUGCGUGCUUUGCAAGAUUCUCUCGUCUUCUUGAGUGUCUGUGGUUUUCUACUGGUCACUGAACUUCCUUUGCCGCCGCCUCUAUAUUAUGUGAGCCAAGCUUGUUUCUGGAUGAAAGCAUUAAUUUACGCACAUUAUAUUCUUCAAAAAUAUUGGCUGGCUUGCUCAUGUAAUGAUCUUGGGAACUCUUGGAACCUAACUGCUGAUCAGUGAAAACAUUAAAAUAACUGCAUGGAAAGAGACCACUGCUUGCAAUGUAACUGAGUGUAUGGCAUUACAUGGCCCGAGGCACUACAUAACUAGUUUCCCACCAGUUCUCUGUAGAUUAUCUCAUCAGGUAAUAGGUCCUUUACUCUCGUGUUGAGUUACCUUCUGGUGAGUUGAGUUAGGCAAACGCUGUGGUUGGCUGGCCGUUGGUUCUCCAGGGUUUCAGGCUGUAGCCUUUGCCAGCCCUGUUUCCGGAAAUCCUUUCCUAGGGAUGAAGCCUCAUUCUGUCUGUGUGCUAAACAUAUUUGCAGCCUUUCAGCCACGCUCCCUUUUCUGUUUGGGAAGAAUGGAUGACAAUCAAUAUAUACUUGAUCAGAUUCCCUCUGCUUGGCACUUCAUAACAGAGAAUAUUAAAACUGGAAUGAAUUGUCUUCUAUGUAUCAAGACAGUUUGUUCAUCAGUGGUCUGAGGGCAAAGUUUCAGAUUGCAGAAUUCAGUCUUUUUCUAUUGGUGUUAUCUUCAUGUAGAUAUUUGAUACCUUUUUUUUAAAAAAAGGCAUGGUGUACACCAUUAUUGUACACAAUAAUAAAAGUGAAAAAUAUAACUGGAGGAGGGCUGUUGUUGGUGCCAUUUUUCUGUUUCAAUUCCUUGACGUUCCUGUUGUGUGGUUUUAAUCAAGAUGUCUCCUAAAGAGAUGUAGCUAUUUCAUAUGACUCCCUUGUUACAAUCAUUGGCUCUGUUCUUCAGCUGUAUUUAAGUGAAGAUCAGCUUGGAAAGAAAAAUAACAUGGACACAGAGGUAUCUUAUACCUUACAGAGGAUGUUGAGCCAUUUGGUUUUCCUUAUCACCACACAUUCCUUUCCAACAACAGCUUACAAACAUGACCAGAACCAGUCUGGAACAGAGUAUAGCCCAAUUUAAUCUAGAUUUCUGUUCCCACGUGACCAAGCAGCAGGCCAAAGGAAGCCCACAAGCAGGGCAUGGGUGCAGUGACACCCUCCCAAUCUUGUCUCCCAGCAACUGGUAGGGAGAGGCGCACUGUCUGAGAUGUUCUGUGCCUUCGAGUCAUCUCCAACUUAGGGUGGCCCUGUGAAUGAGUGAAAGCCCUCCAGAAGGGCCUGUCACUGGCAGCCCUGCUCAGCUCUUGUAAACUCAAGGCUGGCUUUCUUUACGGAAUUGACCCACCUCAGAGGUGAUCUUCCUUCUCCUCAUUUAUUUUCACCUUUAUGAAAUAUGAUCCUUUUCUCCAGUGAGCCUUGUACUUUGGGCACAUCAUGGGAAGUUUUGUCAGCUUCAGUUUUGUCAUUUUUGCUUCCAGGAAAAGUUCUGGCUUGAUUUAAUCUAGGAGUCACUUGUUUGUCUUUCUGUUGGUCUGGGUAUUUGCAAGGCUCUUUUCCAGCACUCAGAAACUGGAGGUAAUAUACAGUAAUCAGAACUAGUAGCCACUAAUAGCCUUAUUCUCCAUGUUCUUUUGCCUAUUCUUGUCCUCAUGCAAGUCUUUCUUACAACUUGUUGUCUUCCCUUUUAAUAGCUCCAGAUUCCUUGUAUAUUGCAUGGCAUUGGUGCCACCAGAGAGGGGGCAUUGUCCAAAUCCCCAGGAACAUCAGUUUUAUGUUGGGGCAGAAGAUGUACACAUGCUUGGCACUAAUAGCAGCUAUCCCUGAGGCUCAUAAAUUAUAUUUGUAUAUAUCCAUAUUCCUGUUUUCUUUUGCUGAGAAUUCACAAUAGUGAGUGCACUGACGCUUGGGUCUUAACACGGUGCCUAUAUUUCCCAAUUGCACUAUGAUCCACUUGCCCAAGAGCACAAGGCCAAAAGGCUGCACUCUUCCUUGGCUCAAAGCAUCUGAUCAGUAACUUGUAUGGCGGUUCUGAGUGGUGUGUGUUUGCACACUCCUUUCCAGAUGUGAUCAGGACAUGUAUAUUCUUCAAAGGGGGUACCCAGAGUGCUACAUAUGGAAAAAAUAGAUGAAUGAGGUGGAAAGAAUUGUAUGUGGCAAAGAAAGGAGGGAAAGGGAAAUACAUUGCAGGAAGUCUGCAUGCUACAUUUGGUCCUGUUAAGAGGAAAUUGCAUUUCUAACUGGGGCUGGUUGACAACAGACUGCUGCUUAGACUUUCUUGAUUCGGUUUGGGUGAAAUCAAUACCAUAAUGUAAUGGGUAUGCCAUUACACACCAAAUAUGUCUGCUUUGUAAGAGGAACCUCAGUGAUCGUAUAAGCCUAGGUUCCCCUAGCUUGAUAAGGGUUAAAGGUUAGGUCAGAAAACCUCAGGUCAUUUUCUUUCAAUUUGCCAUAACAGCAUGACUCCCAUUAUGGCAGUGCUCUAAUGAACUCCAUGCAAUCAAUACAAAUAGGUAAAUGUAGGGCUUUUCCUCCUUGCAAAAUCACUUGAGGAUUGGUAAUAGUGUAGCUGGGUCAUUAAUGCAAUCCUUUUCCUCGAUAACAAUUCCCAUGUGAACAUUUUGUAGGACUAGAAGAUGGACAUUUGGCAUCCUGACAUUUUGUACUGGUUUUGCUUUGGGAUGACUAUACUUAGAAUGGUGUGGCUACUGUGCUUUCCCUUGUCAAAAGUCUACAGUUCAGCUUUCCAAAACAUUUUCCUUUGCAAAGGAACCAUUUCUGAGUGUGAAGAUACUUAGAAAUCUCAGGUAGAGGUUUCUGAGGGAUCGUGAUGUUUCAGUGCCCACUGUUGCUCCUUACCUCCUUUUGACUAGCCAAAACAGAACAAAUUAUGCAAAAUACAUAACUGAUCUCAUUGUCCUUGCUUUCUGUUAACGCUGCCUAUCUAUAUGCUAAGAUGCAAAUUGACUUUGCAGUGCAGGAACAGAAUGUGAGACUGCUCCACAUGUAUUUAUUUUCUUAAAAAAAUGUAUGUGUUCCAGGACUGUUCCAUAUCAAUAAUAAAAUCUUAUUUCUUUCUC